CGUCCCCCUCAGUGUUUGGCGCGCCUGCGCCGGAAAGAGACACGCCUCUUCUUUCUGCAAGCCAUGUGGCUGUCGUUGGUAAAUAAAGACCUCUGCUAAUUUUUAACUUCCAUUUUACUCUGAACUUUGUAUACAAACGCGGACUUUUGCACUGUCGGAGCAGCCAAAAUGUCUGCGGGCGUCGUGAACCUCGAGGCGCAGGUGGAGUCGGUGCUCGGAGCGCUGGUCAAAGCUGCCACGGCGGAGUUAACCAAACUGUUCGAGAGCAGAUACCGAGCCUCGGCGCUGGAUGUGGAUGUGGGCCGCACUGAGGACAAAAAAACAAAUAAAACACUGGAUAGUUUAACGACUGAGGACACCACACGUAGCAUCGGAGUGCAAGUGGACGAGGACAUGUAUCUGCCGUUUGAGCGUUCUGGACUCUCAGAUGGUGAUUGUUUGAGGGAGAUCAGGGAGGAGGUGGAGGGGUGUCUCAUUCCAUCUGAAAUCCCAUCGUCUGAACAUAAUGGCCAAGUUGAUCCGGAGUGGUCACCUCUGAAGGAACAGGUUGUGGCAAAGACUGUAGAUAUGGUGGAGUUGAGCGGGAUUGAAGCAGAGUCUCCAACUCAGACAAAAGUUGUUUUGCAUGUCUCCGCAGAGACAUUAAGACAUGGACCUAAGCAAAGCUCACCAGCUAAACAGAAGCUUAUUGUGAUCCAACCAGAUACGUGUGAUAUCGUUUCCGGAGAGAAGGUUAAGUUUGUCUGCCCGUUGAUCCUCAAGCCAGAGUCUCCAGCUCCCAAAACUGACAGUUCAGAGAAGCCUGUUCAAACCGAGCCUCAGCAGGUCUGUGUCAGCACCGCCAAGGGCACCGCCUACAGCCCGUCCCCGUCUGAUGGAGCUGUGACUCCUGCUCAGGUUGGGGUUUGGGAACGGAUCCGCACGCCAAAGGAGACGACAAAUAACCUCCACAUGAAACUGAAACUGACUUCUCCAGAGCAAAAACUGAUGAGUCCAUGUGUGGUACAGCUGGUGGACGUGCUCACGGUGCCUGAGUCAGCGAUGAAGCUUCAGGAUGCUGUUGUCAAAGGUCAUGAUGCUAACUGCAAAACUGGUUGGCCUCUGCCCAAAGACCUCCGCCGCCACCAAGGUCUUCACACUGGCCACCGCCUCUGCUGCUUCACCCCCUGUGAAAACGGCGUUUGGCGGCUUCAGAAGGUGGUCACCCACUCCCGUGAUGGAUACCCUUGCAGCAUCUGUGGAAAGACGUUCAAGCGGAGGAAGAUUCUCCGGCGGCACGAGCGCUUUCACACUGGAGAAAAACCAUACCCGUGCACUAUGUGCUCUAAGUCGUUUGCACUGAGGAAGAGCCUCCGACGCCACUUGAGGUUCCACACGGGGCAGAGGCCGCACACCUGCACGCAGUGUGGCAAAAGCUUCCGUCUGCGAGACAAUCUGAAAGCACACCUGAGGUUUCACUCUGGGGAGAAGCCUUACAACUGUGCCACUUGUGGCAAGAUGUUCAGGAUCCUAAAAAAUCUGGAGAAACACAAAAUGAGCCAGUGUGGAUUCUUUGUUCCUUCGUUCAGGACAAUUGCUGGCUUGUAGCAGUGUAAAAACAGCUGUCAGUGGCUGGUUGUGGGGGGUUUCAUCACUUUCUACCUCAGAUUGAAAACACUGUAUCGCUUUUGUAGAAUAUGGUCAUGUAAUGUUCAGAU
Sander lucioperca (pikeperch) is the source of this 1697-nucleotide messenger RNA. RefSeq lists its product as uncharacterized. Gene Ontology annotation, molecular function: DNA-binding transcription factor activity, RNA polymerase II-specific; RNA polymerase II cis-regulatory region sequence-specific DNA binding. Gene Ontology annotation, biological process: regulation of transcription by RNA polymerase II. Lineage: Eukaryota; Metazoa; Chordata; Actinopteri; Perciformes; Percidae. The coding region runs from base 169 to 1587 and encodes 472 amino acids. The transcript is spliced from 4 exons. The record is from RefSeq and is a predicted model, not a curated record.